Messenger RNA from Impatiens glandulifera, 701 nucleotides. Its product is annotated as probable calcium-binding protein CML11. The coding region runs from base 97 to 588 and encodes 163 amino acids. The record is from RefSeq and is a predicted model, not a curated record. Lineage: Eukaryota; Viridiplantae; Streptophyta; Magnoliopsida; Ericales; Balsaminaceae. The transcript has a single exon. Gene Ontology annotation, molecular function: calcium ion binding; enzyme regulator activity.
AUAUACUCAACUCCAAAAAGUCAUUUCCCAGAUCUUCUUCUUCCUCAUCCGAUCAUCAUCAUCAUUAUCAUCCGAUUUGUAGAUCCAUCGAAUAAUAUGAAUAACAAGGAACCUGCAAAGUUAGAUGACGAGCAAUUAGCAGAACUUCGAGAGAUUUUUCGAUCAUUUGAUCGAAACAAUGACGGAAGUCUAACGCAAUUAGAACUCGGUUCGCUGUUACGUUCACUCGGUCUGAAACCUAGCCCUGAUCAACUCGAAACCUUAAUUCAAAGGGCGGAUACGAAUAGCAACGGUCUAGUUGAAUUCUCGGAAUUUGUUGCUCUAGUGGCACCAGAGCUUUUACCCGAGAAAUCGCCUUACACGGAAGAACAAUUGCAGCAGCUAUUCAGGAUGUUCGAUCGAGAUGGUAAUGGAUUUAUAACGGCUGCAGAACUUGCGCAUUCUAUGGCUAAAUUAGGUCAUGCUCUUACAGCUGAAGAACUUACUGGGAUGAUUAAGGAAGCUGACACUGAUGGUGAUGGAAGGAUUAGCUUUUCUGAAUUUUCUCAUGCUAUAACUUUGGCUGCUUUUGAUAAUUCAUGGGCUUAAAUAAGGUGUGUUUAUGAAUUAAUGAUUUAUUUACAUAAAUAAAUAUGUAAUUGUUUGUAAUUGUAGUCAGAAUAUUAUUAAUUUUCAAAUAUUAUGAAUAACUUUGGAUGAAU